Messenger RNA from Cryptotermes secundus, 2027 nucleotides. Its product is annotated as elongation of very long chain fatty acids protein AAEL008004. Bases 156 to 956 code for a protein of 266 amino acids. Gene Ontology annotation, biological process: very long-chain fatty acid biosynthetic process; sphingolipid biosynthetic process; fatty acid elongation, monounsaturated fatty acid. Gene Ontology annotation, cellular component: endoplasmic reticulum membrane. The transcript is spliced from 8 exons. Gene Ontology annotation, molecular function: fatty acid elongase activity. Lineage: Eukaryota; Metazoa; Arthropoda; Insecta; Blattodea; Kalotermitidae. The record is from RefSeq and is a predicted model, not a curated record.
UAAGAGCUCGGGGGCUUUGGCGCUUACGCCCUUGCUUAGUAGACAAUGCGCAGUCUAAGUGCCGCUUCUGUUAGUUAACUUUCCUUACAACUGAGUAGCAUCCUGGAAGUGUUUUGACAAGACUGACACAGUAUCUGAGGCAGAGACAAUCAGCCAUGGCGGGCUUAAUGCAUCUGGUGGUGCACAAUUACAAUGAGAUGCUGCAAUCGAAGAAAGACCCAAUGGUGGACUCAUGGUUCCUCAUGAGCAGCCCUAUGCCAGUUCUGUUAAUUCUGGUCUUCUACUUGUACUUCGUUCUGAAGCUAGGACCUCAGCUAAUGGCCACACGGAAGGCGUUCAAUCUCCAAAGGAUCCUUGUCGCAUACAACUUUUAUCAAGUCAUAUUCAGCCUCUGGCUCAGUAGUAUGCCUUUCAGGGUUGGUGCAUGGUCCUACAUAUUUAAAAACUUCUGUCAUCCAGUAGAAUAUCACAGAAAUCCAUUCUCAGUUGCAAUUUCUAAUGGUGCAUGGUGGUACUUCUUUUCGAAAAUGAUUGAACUAUUAGAUACGGUGUUCUUCGUUCUAAGGAAGAAACAGAAUCAGGUGACGUUUCUGCACGUGUAUCACCACACAAUCACUGCUCUGUUCUCCUGGGGAUACCUCAAAUUUCUGCCAGGUGAACAAGGACUGGUGAUCGGGUUUCUCAACUCAUUGGUGCAUGUCGUAAUGUAUUUCUACUACAUGAUGGCAGCGAUGGGGCCGAAAUACCAGAAAUAUCUGUGGUGGAAGAAGUACAUGACUUGGAUACAACUGGCGCAGUUCUGCAUCAUGCUCACGUACCUGCUCUGCCUUCUGGCCUACGACUGCAAGUUCCCAAAGGCCUUGACCUUCUUCUUCAUCAGCAACGUAAUCAUCUUCCUCUACCUCUUCUCAGACUUCUAUCGAAAAGCCUACAAGAAGAAAGAAAAGCUAGGAUGAAAUAUUCCGGAAAGAAGUCAAACACUCGCAGCCACACAGUGCUCGGCUUUCCAUACUCGAACACCAGGCCCAGGCCCAGGCCCGUGUCUGUAACGUCUCUCCCUCUCGGCUUCUCGCUAUCUUUACCUUGCAGCUUAUACCCCAGGAAUCAUCAGCGGACAGCGUCAUAUCUUUCUCACCACUUACAUGGAGUUUCAAUGAUCCUUUUUUUUUUUUCGUGGUCAUUUCAGAGAAUGUGAGGACCAUCUGUAGUGACAGAGAAAAGUUUUGGUCUCCUAGAAAUGUCAUCUAGGAUCGUUAAGGACUGUAGCAACAGUAUCUGCACUAAGGAAAGGCAUUCCAUCCAAAGGUUCGCCCACACAGAGCGCUACGUACGCUAUGUUCCCUAUGUUACCUACGUCGCAGACUGUACACAGCGUACGUAGCGAACAUAGCGUAGCGCUCUGUGUGGCCGAACCUUAAAGGGUUCUGACGGUGUUGGGUUUUCUUACGUUAUCGAUCGUACGGUAUUGUAAACAACUCAGUGUUUCGAAGACUCAAACACUUUCCGAAACGCUCGGCUAUUUAUAAUACCGGCAGACAGAGAAAGUUCGAAAACCCAGUAAUCUCGAAUAAUACAUUUAUUUACUCGUAUUAUGACAAGGAGAUGAAUAUAUAUUUCCCGUCGACCAAAAUGAAGACUGUAGCAAGACUGUAGCAAUAUUCUCAGGACAAGAAGUUGGCUAGAGGGUUGCUCGUGAGCUGUACCGAUAUAUUGAAAUCUUAUUAUAAUAGUAUUAUGAAUAUUUUCUUACGCAUUCUAGUCAGCCACAUGAAGACGGUACAUAUUCCCUUUAGCCGAAACGUUAUCGAAAGUGCCCCUAAACUGCAUUCAAAUAAACAAAUGUAUUCACUACGACACUCAGAGGCUUACACACAUAUAUAACCAGUGUCCUGCUGCUUUACAGCGUGGUUCUAGGUACCGAUCUAUUGCAAGAGAAGGCAAACGUGCUCAUAGUUCGCUUUUGCAUUAUAAUACUGAUUAUGAUCAUUUAACAAGCUGACAAGGAGAGGAAGUGACGGGAAAACGAA